Molecule: messenger RNA, 255 nt
Organism: Colletotrichum tamarilloi
Lineage: Eukaryota; Fungi; Ascomycota; Sordariomycetes; Glomerellales; Glomerellaceae
Exons: 1
Coding region: 1-255 (84 amino acids)
Source: RefSeq, a predicted model, not a curated record
AUGGGUCGGUUCCAAGUGUCCGAGAUGCGGCCCUGGCCCCCUCGGAGUUCGCAUGUUCCUGAAAGAGGGCAGAGGAUGCGGACAAGCGGUCAGACUUUUGAAUUAUGGUGGAUGCAGACGUGGGCGACGUGCUUCUCUGCGGCCGAAAGGAGAGAAGGAUGUUCGUUGCGUCGGGAGGAAUACGGUGCCUGUCUGGUGUCGCCAUGUCGCCGUGUUGCCCAGCCACGAGUAAGGUCAAGCAGGUACCUCAGGUAG